AUCGAAAUUCGGAGAAUACAAUGACAAAGGUGGAAUAGAAAUGGAUUCGGUCAAAAUUGCGCUUGCAUUUGUUUUGCUUUCUUAUACAAUGGUUGUCAAUGGGACCCCUGUGAAUAAGUGCGCAUUAAUUUUAUGCUAUUUACCAAUCGAUUGUGACAAAUCGCCACCAGCUAACGGACAAUGCUGUCCAAAAUGCAAAGAAGGCAAAGGACAGUCUUGUGACUAUGAAGUUGGUGAAGGUAGUGAUAAAAUAAAAGUAAACAUUCCGGACGCGAAGAGCAAAAAGAUAGACUGUAAUACGUGUACAUGCAGUGACGGCGUGCUUGCAUGUACCAAGAUUGCAUGUGUGGACGCUUGAAAAUAAAUCUCACCAUAGAUGCUGACCACAAACGAAAGGAUAUGAACUUCUAUUGCUAAUAUCUGUUAAAUCAAACUUUAAAAUGAAACUUUUACCUAAUUACGGUUUGUUUUAUUUACAUUUACAGUACAUAUUUUUAAUAUUUGACCAUACCCCGUCAUGUACAUUCCAGAACUGUCAUAGGCGAAAAAAGAAUAUUAAUUGGCAUAUUGAUAAUAUAAUUGUAAAAAAAGCUUAAUGAUGGAAUAAAAAUAAAAAAGAUAUAAAGUGUC
Molecule: messenger RNA, 630 nt
Organism: Ruditapes philippinarum (Manila clam)
Lineage: Eukaryota; Metazoa; Mollusca; Bivalvia; Venerida; Veneridae
Exons: 4
Coding region: 41-358 (105 amino acids)
Molecular function (GO): peptidase inhibitor activity
Source: RefSeq, a predicted model, not a curated record